Molecule: messenger RNA, 1984 nt
Organism: Hermetia illucens (black soldier fly)
Lineage: Eukaryota; Metazoa; Arthropoda; Insecta; Diptera; Stratiomyidae
Product: asparagine synthetase domain-containing protein CG17486
Exons: 8
Coding region: 216-1970 (584 amino acids)
Molecular function (GO): asparagine synthase (glutamine-hydrolyzing) activity
Source: RefSeq, a predicted model, not a curated record
UGUAAACAUAACCCCUUGAUAGAAAGGUGGACACCAACUUUUUCUAAGUUUAUCUCCACUAAAAGUUGUCUGAAUACUCCUUUAAACAUCCACUUUUUGGUGUGACCCAUCGUUGAAGUUUAAGUUCACACCAAGAUUAGUUUUUUUGCAGGCGACUAAUAGAUGAUCAUAUUUUCUGCAGUUCAAGUCGAGUAAAACUUUUUCUCCAUAAAAAAAUGUGUGGCAUAUGCUGUACACUUCCUAUUCAAACUCAAAAUGCACCGUAUAACCCCAAAUUAGCAGAGUCAUUAGCGGAAAUAUUGAGAAAUCGUGGUCCAAACGUUCAGCAUCAAAUAUCACUGUCAAAUGGAGUUACAUUCUAUGGAUUUGUUUUAUGGCAACAAGGAGACCGACCAGCCAAGCAACCUCUUGAAUCAGAUAAAUUCAUUUUACUUUUCAACGGCGAUAUAUUCAAUGCAACAAAAGACAACACAGUUUCGGAUACUACUUGGUUGAUUUCGAAAUUGGACGAAUGCAAUGAUGAAAAGGAUAUACUUAAUUUACUGAGAUUGCUUGAAGGUCCAUACAGUUUGAUAGCUUACGACAAAAAAGCGCAAUGUGUUUACUUUGUGAGAGAUCCUUUGGGGAGGAAUUCACUUCUCUUAGAACGAGACCAACAUAGCAUAAGAAUACUGAGCAGCUCUUAUAUGUCGAAGGAUACAAAGACCAUUGAAAUUCCUCCGGUGGGUGUCUUCAAAUUUAACGUAUCUCUUAAAUCGAAUCAUAUAUUAUAUCCAUGGACUGAACUUGAUGAUGAUCAGAAAAGUUCUCUAACACUCGUUUCAAGUUUUAUAUGCGCUGAUAUCACUAUCGGUGAAGCAAUAGAUGUUCCAUGGUCAAUUUUGAAAAGGAGAAAGCUCGUUUAUGACUUUUCAGAAACACUUGCGCAGCAUAGCAGAAAUGAAAACGUGUUUGAAAGUCUUCUGUCGUCUGAUGAAAUCGCACAAACGGUGCAUCAGCUGAAAAGCCUUAUUCACAAAUCGGUUAAAGACCGGGUAAGAAAUUCACCUAGAUAUUGUGUAAACUGUAUAGAAGAACGCAUCAACGUAACGGAGGCUGACGGUGAAUGCUUACAUGCAAAAUUAGGAAUACUAUUCUCAGGUGGAAUAGAUUGUACUAUUCUUGCAGCAAUUGCUCAUGAAUAUGUUCCGGAAACAGAACCUAUAGAUCUUAUCAAUGUCGCUUUCGAACCUGUGAAUAAGAGUGGCUCCAGUUGUGAGGGUUAUAACGUUCCGGAUAGAUUAUCGGCUCUUGAUUCAUUCAAUGAACUGCAAAGUCUGUUUCCGCAUAGGCAAUGGAAUUUAGUAGAAGUAGACGUAGACCGAAAUCAAAUAGAAUCAGCAAUGAGAGAUCAUAUCUGCCAUCUAAUAUAUCCAUUGGAAACAGUUUUAGAUGAGUCCUUAGGUUGCGCCUUCUGGUUCGCUUCUCGCGGAAUCGGAAAGAUACAGGGUGACCCAUACAGUACUCCAUGUAGAGUCAUUUUAGUUGGCAGUGGAGCCGAUGAACUAUUCGGUGGUUACAUCCGUCAUCGGAAUGCCUUCAACCGUUGCAAAGGUAACUUACCUGAAAAGAUCAAAGCUCUCGAUGAUGAACUUGAUUUGGAUUGGAAGAGGAUACCAACGAGAAAUUUAGGUCGUGACGAUAGGAUAAUCGCUGAUAAUGGCCGAACCUCACGGGCACCUUUUAUCGAAGAGAAUCUAGUGCAAUUCGUACGUCAGUUGCAUCCGUUGGAAAUUUGCUGCUUUGAAUUAGAUCAAGGAAUUGGAGACAAACUACUAUUACGUCUUGUUGGCUAUAGUUUAGGAUUGAGAGGCGCUUCACAAUUUAAGAAGCGAGCGAUACAGUUUGGUUCGCGCAUAGCUGAUAAGAAGCAAAAUGCAAAGGAAAUAUCUGUGUAUCUUUCUCAUCCAACUGAAAGAGAUAUUGAAUAAAACUAAUGUUUUAU